Messenger RNA from Populus trichocarpa (black cottonwood), 1725 nucleotides. RefSeq lists its product as uncharacterized. The transcript has 10 exons. The record is from RefSeq and is a predicted model, not a curated record. Gene Ontology annotation, molecular function: nucleotidase activity. Bases 238 to 1410 code for a protein of 390 amino acids. NCBI's taxonomy places the organism in Eukaryota, Viridiplantae, Streptophyta, Magnoliopsida, Malpighiales, Salicaceae.
UUUUCCUUUAAAGAAAGUAAUUUGUCUCCCCCACAAGGACGACGACAGUCUCUUUCUCUCCGUCGGACCCGGUCUAUCCAUAAAUUACCCUCCUUUUUUUCCUUCUCAGCUCUUCCUUCUCCUUCUUUUUUCUCACCCUCCUUCCCCAUCUCUCUCAAUCUCCCUGUGUCUUUAGGGUUUUGAUUCCCAACCAAUAUCUUAAAAGAAAGUGUCUGUCUUGUGUUUUGUUGCAAACAAAUGACAUCUGUCAAGAACAACUUGUUACCUCCUGGCCUGGUUUCCAAUCUACAACAAGUACUGUUGAGCAGAAAAGGUGGAGGAGGAGGAGAAGAAAAAGGAAGUGACCUAUCAAAUGAUGAUAAUGAUCAAUCAACAGAGUCAUCUACUUCUGCUUGUGUUGAAAACACUGAAGAGGAAGACAACAAUAAUUCAAAGCCUGUUGUUUUGGUCACUAAUGGAGAUGGGAUUGACUCUCCUGGUCUUCUGUUUCUUGUUGAAGCUCUGGUUCGUGAAGGCCUCUGUAAUGUCCAUGUUUGCGCUCCUCAAUCGGACAAAUCGGUAUCCAGUCAUUCUGUGACUUUACAAGAAACAAUUGCUGCAACUUCUGCUGAAAUUAAUGGUGCCGUAGCUUAUGAAAUUUCAGGGACUCCAGUGGAUUGUGUCUCAUUGGCAUUGUCUGGCGCACUGUUUUCAUGGUCAAAACCUUUGCUGGUAAUUAGUGGAAUUAACCGGGGAUCAAACUGUGGCUAUCAUAUGUUUUAUUCGGGUGUUGUUGCUGGAGCUAGAGAAGCAUUAAUUUGUGGUGUCCCAUCCCUAUCAAUAUCACUGAAUUGGAAGAAGGAUGAAAGCCAAGAUAGUGAUUUUAAGGAUGCAGUUGCUGUCUGUUUGCCAGUAAUAAAUGCUGCCAUCAGAGAUAUUGAAAAGGGGUUUUUUCCACAGAGCUGCUCUCUGAAUAUUGAAAUCCCCACAUCUCCAUCUACAAACAAGGGCUUCAAACUAACUAGGAGAAGUAUGUGGAGAUCCUCACCUAGCUGGCAAGCUGUUUCAGCUAAUCGGCAUCCUUCAGCUGGACAUUUCAUGUCUAAUCAACAAAGUCUUGGCCUACAGCUUGCACAGCUUAGUAGAGAUGCUUCUGCUGCUGGUGCAGCUCGCCGUCUGACCACACAGAGGAAGAACAUGGUAGAGAUUGAAUCAGUUGGGGCUGCUGGAAAAUCUGAUAGCAACCGGGUGAAAAAGUAUUUUCGAAUGGAGUUUCUGGACAAGGAGCAGGAGGAUACAGACGAGGAUCUGGAUUUUAGAGCACUCGAAAAUGGAUUUGUUGCAAUAACUCCCCUAUCACUUUCUAUCGAAGAGGAUGCUCACUUAGCAGCCUCAGAUUGGAUCUCUUCCACGCUUCAUGCUGACCAAUAAAAGCCUCCUCUCCCCAUUCAUCUAGUCGAUUAUCUUGUAUACUUUUGCAGGCGCGAUUGUGUUAAUUAGUGAUCAAUCACAUUAUUGUAUUUCUUUUUCUUCAAUUACCUUUCUUUUUUGGUGGGGUUGGGUUGUUUGCAUUUGUAGUUGUUAAAAGAAAUGUAAUUUAAAAUGGCCAGGUCUUAAUUACAUGACCUUGUCUUUUCCACUAAUUGUGAUUUCGGGAUUUGUAUCUUCUAUUUAUUUCUCAAAGCUGCUUUGUGAUUGUGACAUUAGAGGGUGAUAUUGCAAAUGAUUGGAUUCUUUGUUGUUGUU